Actinia tenebrosa (Australian red waratah sea anemone) is the source of this 2842-nucleotide messenger RNA. RefSeq lists its product as uncharacterized. The record is from RefSeq and is a predicted model, not a curated record. Gene Ontology annotation, biological process: regulation of DNA-templated transcription. Gene Ontology annotation, molecular function: RNA polymerase II cis-regulatory region sequence-specific DNA binding; DNA-binding transcription factor activity, RNA polymerase II-specific. NCBI's taxonomy places the organism in Eukaryota, Metazoa, Cnidaria, Anthozoa, Actiniaria, Actiniidae.
CAACAUGACAAGAAGCUGAAGAGCAACAACUAGUGAAAUUCUCUUCAAAAUGACCAGCCAAAAAGGUUCAAAGCUGCACUCGAUCAUCGAGAAGCUGUCAGAACAGUGUGUUCGCGUCAACCCUACAGAGGACUCGAUUGAUGAAGAAGAUCAACAAAUUGUUACAGUAACUAUGCAGCCACCUCAACAAAGGAAAACUUCAAGAAAUGAAAAAGCAAGAAGGCAAAAACGGCGUUCAAAAGCAAAGAAGCCAAAAACAGCAUUCAAAAGAAUAUCUGUUAAUAAUGAGAAAAAUUUGAGUGGGAAACAUGAUGAAACAAGGCAGAAUUACCAACCAGUAGAUGAUGAUCUUUGCAUUGACGUCAAUGCAUUAAUGAGCAUUGUCCCUCAAAUGCAAGACAUUGAUACGGCAAACAUACAUUUAGUGUACAAUAGUUGGCCAUUGAAAAAGGGAACUUGCAGUGUAUGUUUUCAACAAUUGAAUAGCAAAGAAGAGUUGUUGGAUCACAUAAAAGAAUUCCAUCCAGAUGGCAAUAAAAAGUUACCAGUGAAUGUUGAUAAUGGUCAUGAUGAUAAUACAAUUGAAACAGCUGAAGAAAAUGAAAAACAAAGACAAGACGAAGAAGAAGAAGAAUUAGAAGAAGAAAGUGAUGAAGACAGUCAUUCUGACACCGAUCCAGACUUUGAUGUUGAUGUUGGUAUUGUCAGCGAUGUUAGUGAUGCUAGCGAUGUUAGCUCUGAUGACAUGACAGUGCCGACACUGAAUCAAAAGAGACAAAGUGCAAGACUCAAAGCAUUGAAGGGCUCAGAGAAGACCAAUUCCAAUGAGCUUUGCGAAGAGAAGUAUUAUUUUCAGAUAGAAUUAGAUAACCAUAUUAAAGAGAGUCACCCAGAGAACAGUGAAGAUAACGGCAGUAGCCAAGACGAACGGAACUGUGAACACUGUGGCAAGGAGUUCUUCUCUAGGAAGGGCUUGCUCCUGCACAUCAAGAAACUUGUACAAAGAAUUGAAAAGGGAGAGAAAGCUCAAGAAGAGAAAAGACUUAAAACAGAGAAGGAAAGAACCUGUAGAGAAUGUGGCAAAAUUUUCAAGAGUCUUGGAAACCUCAAGAAGCACUACAUGACCCAUUCUGAGGAUCRGCCAUUCAAGUGCGACAUUUGCGACAGAACAUUUAAAGACAAGAAUUAUGUGUACCGACACAAGAAGACGCACUCUGGAAUCAAGAAAUAUGAAUGCAAAUACUGUAAAAAAUUCUUUGCUCACAGUGGCAGUCUUCGCACGCACAUCAUGCUGCACACUGGAGAAAGGCCUUUCAAGUGUCAGUUCUGUGAUACAGGUUUUAUCAGUAGGUUUGAUCUCAAGGUCCAUGAGAACAAGCACACCGGAAACAUGCCAUACAAAUGUCCUCAUUGCCCCAAGGGUUUCCCCAAGUCAAACAAUCUCAAGGUCCACUUGAUAUCUCAUUCUACUGAUAAGCCUUUUCCUUGUGAGGUGUGUGGAAAAGCCUUCAAACGGCGUGACCAUCUACGCUAUCACCUUAUCAUACAUUCUGAUGAUAAACCUUUCAAGUGUGAAACUUGCAACAAGACAUUCAAUCAACAUAUCUGUCUACGGAAACAUCUUCCUUGUCGUGAGCUGGAAAAACUAGAAAAGCGAGCCAAUAAGCCUAAAGAGAAUAGUUCUAAGAAACAAAAGGUGGCCAAAAAAACCUUUAAGAGUAAAAAGGUUAAGGACCUCAGAAAUAAAACAAGUUCUACUACAACAGUGGCAGCUGAUGAAGAAAAGGAACAAAAUAUAAAGAACUCUGACAGGACAGAUGUAUGUGUAGAAGACGAUAGAAUAUCACAGCRACAAUUGUCACAAAAUACUGAUAUUGUGAUAGCCAAAACCCAACAAAAAGCUAACGAAACAGAAACUGAUGAACCAAAGGAACAAGUACAGUCUAAARACACAGAUAAGAUUCAAUCUUCUCAUAUUGCGCAUUCUAUUCCAUCUGCACAACAACAAAAUUACCUUGUCGGAUGUCAUGGUUCUGUUUCCAAUAAUGUGGAUCCGGUUCUUUGUAACACCAGACAAGACAUUGAUUCUGAAAUGGCCUUAGCUUCCCUUAUAGCAAGAGGUUCUUCUAGUGCAAUGCAGCAUUGUUCUAUGGAUAAGGUGGACUUCAAUCACGAAUUUAGGGACCCUAGUCAUGGAACCUCUACAUCAUCAGCCAGAACUCUUGCAGAGACUUGCGUCUUUACCUCUAGCGUACACCAACCUUUUGUGCCUUUCAACUGCAGCUCCCAGGGUGCACCAGGAAUGGAAUAUGACGAAGGGGGACUUGAUCUAGAGACCAUACCACCUGAUGGUAGUCAUGGUAGCAUACUUGGUAAUAGAUCAUUUGCUCAGGAGACUCCUAAUGAACUUAGUAUACGUAGUGCACUGCUUGCCGCAAUGGACCCAGACAACCUGAGUGCUAUGGUAGAGAAUACUGCUGUUUUCUUCCCUCCAACAUAGUUGCGUUUAAUGCUCUGCACUAUUUGUGUUACUGGUAUUGCUUCAAUGUUCAUAGAAAAGUUAAAAUUUUAUAUUUAAAGCGUCAGUUGCGUUAACGAGGUAUUUUUUAUAGAGCGCUUUCGCUCAUGUGAGAAGGCAGCCGUAUUGGUGUACCAAACAAUAGAAACUUUUUGCACAGUUUUUGCAUAAAAAUAGUGUUCAUAAUGUUCAUAUUGUUUUGGUACACCAACAUGGCCGCUGUGACAUCACAUGAAAACGAUCUAUAAAAAUUUUGAACAGGUUUCUCAGUUACUUUCAAAUCCCCCAUCCAUCCCAUUCAUCCUAUCCAUACACCCAUCUCAU